Cyprinodon variegatus (sheepshead minnow) is the source of this 2203-nucleotide messenger RNA. RefSeq names its product selenoprotein P, plasma, 1 (gene selenop). NCBI's taxonomy places the organism in Eukaryota, Metazoa, Chordata, Actinopteri, Cyprinodontiformes, Cyprinodontidae. Gene Ontology annotation, molecular function: selenium binding. Gene Ontology annotation, cellular component: extracellular region. The record is from RefSeq and is a predicted model, not a curated record. The transcript has 5 exons. Gene Ontology annotation, biological process: selenium compound metabolic process.
AGCAGACAGAGAUAUUUGAACUUUGUCCUUCAUCUACAGAGAAAAACAACAAGCGAAGUAUAAAAGGGGGGAGCAAAGGAGGAGGAGGUACUUUUUUGUUCCAGGAGUUGAAGAGAAAGCUGAGUUCCGCAUAGACAGAGCAACAUUUUAAACAAAGGAUUGGGGCAGGGAGGAGGCGCCAGAGGGAUGUGGGUGCGCCUCGGUUUGCUCCUCACUCUCUGCCUGCUCCAUGGAGGCGGUGCAGAGAGUGAGGGAGGAGGGCCACGCUGUCAGCCCCCAUCACCCUGGAUGAUCGGGGAGGUGGAGCCAAUGAAAGGCUCAAGGGGCCAAGUAACAGUAGUGGCCCUAUUGAAAGCAAGCUGACUAUUCUGCUUGGUGCAGGCCUCAAGACUUGAUGGCCUGCGCCAAGAAUUGGAGAGUCAUGGUAUGAGGGAUGUGGUUUACAUGGUCAUCAACCACCAGGAGGAGCAAUCGCAGCGACUCCACCCCAUGCUGGCUCAGAGGCUGUCAGAUAAAAUCUCACUGUAUAAACAGGCUGAACAACAGCCAGAUGUUUGGCAGACUCUCAACGCAAAGAAGGAUGACUUCAUUAUCUAUGACAGAUGUGGACGUCUCACCCACCACAUUUCCCUUCCCUACUCCGUCAUCGGACAUGGCCACAUAGAGAGUGCCAUCAAAGAGGCAUACUGCAAUCGCAUGUGUGGAGACUGCUCACAUGAGACUGCUGAGACUUUAGAGGCAUGCAAAGCAAAACCACCUGCACAGCCUGAUGCAGAUGCUCCCCCAGCUGUAGGAGACCUCCCAGAACAUGAUCACAGCCGCCAUCAUGGUCAAGGUCAUCAUGGUCAUGGCCAUAGGCACCAUGGCAAUCAUCAUAGUUCCCAUCAUCGUGCCUUUGGCCGCAACCACGGUCAUCACCAUGGUAACCAUAAUGGUGAUGGCCAUGGUUCUGAGUUGGAACAAAGUCAACAAGUGGUUAGGCCAGAAGAGCAUCAGCUGCAGCAUGCAGUGGAAACACAGCAGUUAUUGCAGCAGGACCUAGCAGCCCAAGUCAGACCAUGAGUGGCACAAAAGCUGAGGUGAAAGUCAAAGUUCACCUGACAGGGAACAACAGGCUCAGGGAACGAAGCAGCUCCAAAGGCCAGCUGAUGCUGACACUGACGCAGGCUGUUUGGUGAGGCGGGAAGCGAGCAGCCACUCGGACUCUGACACUGUGACGAGGCUCUGCCUGCCUCCUGACAGUGACAGGGCCUCACGAGUGAGGCGGCCAUCGAUGUCAAGGAGACUUGACAGUGACGAAUGCCUCCUGCUGCCUGACAGCAGCCGCAACCAGCCCCAUGAGCCUGACCCCCUGGCAUUGGUAGCUGAGCAUGAGAGCAGCUGUAAGCUGGAUCUGAUAUCAACUAUCAAUGCUUGGGCCAAGUGCUCCUAUUGCCAACAAGUAUUACCUUGAGAGAGGGGGCAGGACAACCCAAAUACAUUUACUGGAAAAGAUCAGAAUAAGAAAGGAGUUAUUUUUGGAUUUAUUAUGUUUGCAUAUUUGGCCAUGGAUUGCCUUGCCCUCUCUCUCUCUGGUGUCUAUUGGGUUAUCAUGUCCAUAAACUGACUCCUUCAUGCAGUUCUCGCCUUCCUUUAUGAAACCAGACGCAGAAACUAUGCUCUAGUGGCGUCUGUAUGAUGUCUGGCAGGAAAGAGAGAGAGGGAGUAAGUUUAAGAACAUUGUAAACACCUAAAACCAACAAAAGUUAAUGUCCAAGACUAGUCAGAAAGGACAAAAGAAAACAUUCUAAGUCUCCAAAAAAGAAAAGAAUACUACAGAGUCGAUUUAUCGAGAAGCAUAAGUUAUGUACUAGAAAAAAAACUUCAAAGCAUUUUUUUUUGUUUAGAUUUUUUCUUAUAGUCCAGUUCUAAAAUGAAUCAGUUACUCUCUUAAGUUUCUGUUUCCACUCACUAAAUGUUUCACAAGCUUUAACAAAUCUUAGAUGUUAUAGCCAAAAAUUUAAUCAAAACAUCUUUAGAAAUGGUGAGAAAGGGAUAAUAGGCAUGAAAUGGUGCAAUAUGCUCUGUAAUUAAUGAUGGUUUCUGUGGGAAGAUCACGGUCACCAUGAAAUCCUGAUGCUAACACAGAGAAUUGCAUUGUGUUGGGUUUGUUGAACAGUGAAACUGUGAAGAAUUUAAUAAAAAUGAUUUUCUUAUUCUUUUA